UUCUCCCUCUCCCCUCUCUCCUCUCUCUCACCGCUGUACGUACGUACGUAAAGGACUGCAAAAGGCGUCAGCGGAUCUGCCCAUCCGAUCAAUUGCAUCCGAGCUCCAUCGGCUCAUCUCACUUAAUUCGACCGCCCAGCAACUUCCCAUCUGUUUCAGCGCCUGUUAGCCACCGAGAGCAUCCCAUCUGCCCCUCACCCAGCCGCACUGCAACUGACUGUCCGGCAUCUCAAUUCAAUUGCCCUUCAGCAAUGGCCCUCAUCUCCCGCCAGAUGGUCCUGCUCGCCGCCUCUCUGCUGCUGAUGGCCGUGUGGAUGCCAUCGACGGCCGUGGCCCUGGCCGCUGACGAGGGCCUGACGACAGUGGACGACCAGCUGCUGCUGAGCGAUGAGGAUGUCGAUGAGCCGUUGGUGUCGUCUGGCGGUCUCCGGGGUUUGCAGUCGUGCAUUGCCUCUUACUCAAAGAAACAGUGCAAGAAGACCUCACACUGCUGCUCACACAAGUAAGUAGGCCAAAUCGACAGACAGAGGAGGCUCAUGGCGAUGCGUGUGAUGGCUCUGUGUGUGUGUGUGUGUGUGUCUAUAUCGGUGCAGCUGUGUGAAUGGUCAGUGCCGCAAGGGCGGCGAUCUGAAUGGCAUUGGCCAGCGCUGUCGGUACGAUAACGACUGCCACUCACAUUACUGCUCGAAUGGCAAAUGUGAGCCACACACUCACACAGGGGGGCCAAUGUGGGCGUCAUGCAUUCUCCCUUCCGUGUGUGAUGUGAUGUGUGCAUUAGGCAAGGAGAGGGGCCACCAUGGCGACCACCAUGACGACCAUAACGACCAUGACAACCACCAUGACGACAGGUGCAAGAAGGACCACGAUUGUAAGCGUGGCUUCUACUGCUGGAAGAAACACCAUGACCACAAAUACGGCAAAUGUAAGCGACGAAUCACACAGUGGGCAGACAGACAAACAGACAGACCUAUGUAUGGGCCGUGUUCAUCCAAUGUGUCCAUGUGUGUGUCUUCAGGCCGUCGGCAUUAGGCGUCCAUCUCAGACACUGCGGCUCGUGUAUCGCUCUUUGCUCAUGUGAGAGGGGACGGCGCUAGUCUCGCUGUCUCCCUGUCUAUCUGUCUGUCUGUCUGUCUGUUGUGUUGUGCCUUGUUUGUACAGUCAAUCACAUGACGUCUGUCUGUCUUUCAGUCUGUUGUGUCUUUGAUGUCGUGUGGCUUUGCAGUCAGUGUGAUUAUUAAGGGUGGGGGGAUGUCACUGACCAUUGGGGGCGGUGAGCCCUAAGAUGCAUUCGUAUUGUUUAUACGAGAGGGAGAGAGAGAGAGAGAGAGAGAGAGAAUAGUCCUGGUGAGUGUUGUGGGCAGAGAAGAUGGCUGCCACACACAUUAAUUGAUUGCACACAUACAUGCAGUGGUUCGUGGGUGUCUGGGGGAUACACACAUAGUGUGGUGUGUGCGUGUUUUGGGUAGUAGCAUCCUGUGCGUGACGUGAUAGUAGGCUGGUCUCACUCAACUCAAUGGGUGUUUUUUCAUACCGUAGAGAGAUCGCGACAGAGAUCUGGACAGACAUACGCGCGUUUUCUGAACAUAUGGGGGUGAGAAAGGGCUGUUUUCUUGAUGCUUACGAAGGUCAUCCCAUGAG
Vitrella brassicaformis is the source of this 1638-nucleotide messenger RNA. Lineage: Eukaryota; Vitrellaceae. The record is from the annotation of a GenBank genome assembly.